AUGGGUUUCGGGCCUAUUGGGCUACCCCAGAUCCUGAUUAUUUUGUUGAUUGUUCUGCUGAUUUUUGGCGCCAAGAGGCUGCCUGAAAUCGGAUCAUCACUGGGCAAGGGGAUCCGCAGCUUUAAGAGUUCGGUGACCGGCGAGGAAGAAUCCAACCAGACCACUGUGAAGAGCGAGACAUCCGAUUCGAACACUGAACCCAAGUGA
Geodia barretti is the source of this 207-nucleotide messenger RNA. NCBI's taxonomy places the organism in Eukaryota, Metazoa, Porifera, Demospongiae, Tetractinellida, Geodiidae. The record is from the annotation of a GenBank genome assembly.